AAGAAACCAACAUUGAAAUCUGUCCGUUAGUGCAAUCCCGCAUCAUUGAUGAUUCUUAUGUGGCGCCUACCACUAUAUCUGAUCGAAAUUUAUUUCCGAGGGCUGGUGGCGGUUGAUCCGGUGGGCUCAUCGCAAACUUUGCGUAGUUAACCUUUAUAUGGAGACGUUUAGCAGUCGAUAGCUUUGGCGGUAGUGACAAAAGAGCAUGGAUUUGAUAGGCGAUAUCGUUGAAAAAGAAGUUGAUGAUGCUAUAGCACCAAGCUUUCCUGAGUCAUCGGGGUCUUUUACUGGGUUUCCCAAACCUGUGGUGAAGAGCACAUGGAAACAGAGACAAGCGAAGAAGAAGAACAACAACAACAACAAUCUCAAUUAUGAUAACUUAUCCGAAGCUGAGAAGAUCCAUCUAGAGAACAUCGAGAUUCUUAGUAAUAUGACUGAAGCUGAGAGAAUCCGCGAGAAGGAGGAGCUCUUGGGCUCGAUGGACCCAAGGAUACUGCAAAAGCUGUUGCUGAGAAGCGAGGAGAAGUUGUCAAAGAAGAAGUCUGUGAAUCCUGUUCCAGAGUUCAAAGGGUAUGGCGAUUGGAUCGGUGGUGAUAAGAACGGUGAAGAGUGGAAGGAUCAAACAUUGGAUGAGGAAGCUGUUGACAUGGCUUUGGGCAUCAAAUCUUCUCUGAAGAUAGAAGAUAAAGAUCAGACUCCAAAACCCACAAAAUCAGUGUCAUUUGAUCCUGUGAGUACCGUGAAGUACCCCGAUGACGGUGCUCCUGAUCCCGAAUGGGAAGACGUUGAAGAUCUCGACGACAUUGCGCCGGAAUCUUACCAGCUAGUAAAGGAAGCGGAUGAGGUUUCUAAAGAGGAGGCCAUUUCCAACGUACACUUCCUCAAGCCCGAGGUUGUUGACGAGGACGACAUCUACAUCGAUAUCAACGACCCUGACUUCAACGAGAAACUACACGAGAAGUAUUUUCCGGAUCUACCUAGAGAUACUGAGAAGCUGAAGUGGAUGACACCAAUUCCUGAUGUUGCAAUAGAUGAUAUGGUGUUUGACAAUGUUUCCGACCUGAGGUUUGAUUUCAAGGGCGAUUUGGUCGUGCCUAACGCUGAACAGUCCGUUGACACCUCCACUGGACUACACCACCAUACCGAUAACGUCUCCUUAGCCGGAUACACACUGCGUGAACUCGCACACCUGAGCCGUUCAAGCAUGAGCUCCCAACGGUGCAUUGCAAUCAGAACGCUGGGGAGAAUCUUGCUGAAAUUGGGCAAGGGCAAGUACAACAUCCCAGAUGCGGAUGCCAUGAAGAGAGCAAACACUGAAUUCGAUCAAACCUUCUGGGGCCUCAUUGAUGAACUACGAGUCAUAGAAACCUUGGAGGAAGCUGCUGAUGAACAAGCUACAAAGAACCUCAGUGUAAGAAACUAUGCCAUUGAGGCACUCUGGCUAUGGAAACAGGGAGGUGGUAACACCAGACACGCCAAUUGA
Messenger RNA from Williopsis jadinii, 1483 nucleotides. It is a transcript of the gene RBA50, whose product is annotated as Rba50p. The coding region runs from base 206 to 1483 and encodes 425 amino acids. Gene Ontology annotation, biological process: transcription by RNA polymerase II. The transcript has 3 exons. NCBI's taxonomy places the organism in Eukaryota, Fungi, Ascomycota, Saccharomycetes, Phaffomycetales, Wickerhamomycetaceae. The record is from RefSeq and is a predicted model, not a curated record. Gene Ontology annotation, cellular component: nucleus.